This is a messenger RNA of Penicillium macrosclerotiorum, 498 nucleotides long. RefSeq names its product MARVEL domain-containing protein. The transcript has 3 exons. The record is from RefSeq and is a predicted model, not a curated record. The coding region runs from base 1 to 498 and encodes 165 amino acids. Gene Ontology annotation, cellular component: plasma membrane; eisosome. NCBI's taxonomy places the organism in Eukaryota, Fungi, Ascomycota, Eurotiomycetes, Eurotiales, Aspergillaceae. Gene Ontology annotation, biological process: protein localization to plasma membrane; eisosome assembly.
AUGCAGAUAAUCAACAGAAUCGUGCGAUUCUUCCAGAUGGUAUUCAGUGGCGUCGUUUUGGGGCUUUCUAUCAACUUAGCGAGGAACCAAUACUAUGGCAAAGUUCCAUCCCAAACUAGCUAUGCCGCCUUUACUGGAGCCCUCGGAAUCAUUGCAGGUAUAAUCGGAUUUGUCGCCCUCAUAUUCAGCGGGCUCGGUGAAAUGGUCUCCAUCGUCGUCGAUGGCGUAACAAGUGCUGCUCUGUUGAUUGGCGGAAUCGUUUACGCCGUGGCACUUCGUGGUACCAACUGCAAUGACACAUCCACCGAUGGAAACACUUGGGACAACCCUUUGAUUAGUGGUGGCUGCUAUACCGAUGAUGACGGCAAACAUUGUUUCGACAAAUAUGUUGUACACAGUCGCUGUGUUCGUGCCCAAACCGACUGUGCAUUUAUGUUCAUUACAUGUCUUGUCUGCCUUGGUGCAAUUGCCACCUCCAUUAUUGCCCGUCGUCGCUAG